This is a messenger RNA of Dipodomys ordii (Ord's kangaroo rat), 1500 nucleotides long. RefSeq lists its product as uncharacterized. The annotation marks the transcript as partial. The record is from RefSeq and is a predicted model, not a curated record. Gene Ontology annotation, biological process: cell-cell adhesion. The transcript is spliced from 2 exons. NCBI's taxonomy places the organism in Eukaryota, Metazoa, Chordata, Mammalia, Rodentia, Heteromyidae. Gene Ontology annotation, cellular component: cell-cell junction. Gene Ontology annotation, molecular function: cell adhesion molecule binding.
CCCGAGCUGACGCUGCGCUGGCCCGGGCUGCGCGGGCCACACGUGCGUCUGACGUGGACGGCGUGCGUGCGUGGCCCCGAGGACCCGGAGGACGCGCCCUGGGUGACCCUCGACCCCCGUGAUGACCCUGAUGACGUGCACGUGGUGACCCCGGGGCAGACGCUGCGGCUGCGCUGUGCGGCGCAGGGUUCGGAAACACCACGCGUGGCCUGGACGCGGCCCGACGGCUCCAUCCUGCGGGGCGAUGAGGACGGUGGCCAUGACGGGGGGACAACGCUGGAGAUCCACGGGAUGCGCCAGGCCGACGCUGGCUGGUACCGCUGUGAGGCCCGCGUGGGGCGCCGCGGGGAAACCAAGGCAUGGCGUGUGGCCUACGGCGGGGACGGAGCCACGGGGUCCGGGGCCUACACGGAAGAAGAAGCCAUGGAAUCCGAGGCCUAUGGUGUGGAUGAAGCCACAGGAUCCAAGGCCUACGCUGUGAAUGAAGCCAUAGGAUCUGAGGCCUACACUGAGGAGAAAGCCAAAGGAUCCAGUGCCUAUGGCUCAGAUGAAGCCAUGAGAUCCGAGGCCUACACUGAGGAAAAAGCCACGAAAUCUGAGACCUAUGGUGAAGAAAAAGCCUACGCUGUGAAUGAAGCCAUAGAAUCCGAGGCCUAUGGUGCAAAUAAAGCCAUAGAAUCCGAGGCCUUCACUGAGGAAAAAGCCAUAGGAUCUGAGGCCUACACUGAGAAGAAAGCCACAAGCCCUGCAGCCUACACCCUGUCUGAAGCCACAGGCCCCGCGGCCUACACCAGCUUUGAAGCCACAGCCCCCGCGGCCUACACCCCUUCUGAAGCCACAGCCCCCGCGGCCUACACCCCUUCUGAAGCCACAGCCCCCACGGUCUACACCCCGUCUGCAGCCCCGGGCCCUGCGGCCUAUGGCGGCUUUGAGUCCGCCGUGGCGGGCCGGGCGCACCGCGUGUUCGUAGUGGCGUCGCGGGCGCCAGCAGCCACGGCUCUGGCGCUGCCUGCCGGCGUCGCGCUGCGGCUGGGCUGCCGAGCGGAGGCGGAGCCGGUGGCGCGCGUGGGCUGGCUGCUGCCGGGCGGGCGCUGGGCCUGGGGGGGGACGGAGCUGGGGACGGAUGGCGUCGGGGUCGGGGCGGACGGGACGGUGAUGCUGCCCACGCUGGGCCCAAGGCAUGCCGGGCGCUAUGUGGGCGUGGCUGCCAACGCGCUGGGGCUGGCGCGCUGGGACGCCGACGUCAGCGUGGGCGGGGCGGCGGGGGACAAGAUGGCGGAAGUCAAGAUGGAAGGCAACAAGAUGGCGGAAAGCAAGAUGGAGGGAAUUAAGAUGGUGGAUUCCAAGAUGGUGGACACCAAGAUGGCGGACUCCAAAAUGGAGGGAAGCAAGAUGGCCGAAAACAUGGCAGAAUCUAACAUGCCCGAUGCCUACAUGGCGGAUUCCAAGAUGGCCAAAACAAGAUGGAGGGAACCAAGAUGGAUGGAUCCAAGAUGGUAA